GUCUGGUGAAGCCACGCCGCUCGUGUGACACAAAUUGAGUUAAUUAACUGCACAAUGUUGUGGAAACAUUCUCCUGAGAAAAAAAUAGAUGAAUCGAAGUGCUGUAGACAGUAGAUAAGUCCCACGGGAGCAGCCGCUGCCGUCUGAUUUGACAGAUAAAUUGGAUAAAUGUCAAAACCGGGUUUUCUGUGAGAAAGUGUUCUGGGACCCGUUACCUUUCAUGUGAGUCAUCAAAGCAGACGGGGAACGAAGGCAGGGGUGCGAGCUCCAACACACGCUCGAGGACGCGCAGCCUACAUACAUACGUUACGUAGAGAGAGAGAGAGAGAGAGAGAGAGAGAGGAGCGCCAGAAGGAAAUUUGUGCGCCCUCAGUCCACGGGAGUGAGCGCGCGCGCUCAGUGUGUCGGAAUGACUCUCUCCACUGCCCCGCCCCUUCGUAGAGGAAGCACACCUCUACCAAUCAAGCACCAGCUCCGGAGAGAGGAAGCGGUCACAGAUGACUCUGAUUGGGUGCCGGGUCUGGAGGGGCCGCCCUCCCCUCGGAUCAGCUUCAGCUGUCCGCAGGAAGAGCCGGUCGCACCGAGGCGGGACGGCAGGCAGGGGGCGCCGUUGCGGAUCGUGCUGAUGGGUCAGAACGGAGUGGGGAAGUCCUGCCUCGCCAUGGCAUUGGCUGGGGACAUGGACCAAUCGCAAUCAGUGGACUCUGAGCUCAGCGCUGAGGGAUACCUUCGCACGGUAACAGUUGAUGACGAAGAGAGCUCCAUCAUCAUCUUCGACAACUGGAGACAGGACCUGUCGGCCCUGCAGUGCGAGGUGUGCGUCCUGGUGUUCUCUCUGACGGACAGGCGGAGCUUCCACCGCACCGCUCAGCUCCGCCUCCUCCUCCGGGAGACCCAGCCUCAAACUCCCAUAAUCCUCGUGGGCAACAAGAGCGACCUGGUCCGGACAAGGGAGGUCAGCGCAGAAGAGGCCCACUCCAGCGCGGGGCUGUUUGACUGCCAGUACCUGGAGCUCUCCGCCUCGCUGGACCACCGCACCUCGGAGCUGCUGGAGGGGGCGGUGAGGGCCGCUCGGGGCCAGGCCUGGGGGCCCGGGGGGGCCGAGGGGGCCGGGGGGCCCCGCAGGGAGAGCCUCACCACCAGGGCCAAGCGCUUCCUCUCCAGCCUGGUCCCCCGCUACCCCAAAGAGAGGGAGAGGGAGAGGGGGGGGAGGGCAGGCAGGGUCUUCCGGCAAAAGUCACGCUCCUGUCACGACCUCACGGCCUUCUAAUGGAGAGAGAGAGAGGGAGGAGGGAGGGGGGAGGGGAAGGAUAAGAGGGGGAGAGAGAGGGUGAGAUGGAGAGAAGGGAACAGAAGACAAACAAAAUGUGUUGAAAUUCGCACAAAAAAUUCGCAACCCAAAAAAGUGUGUCGGAUGUGAAACGCAUCCUUUUUUGAGGAGGAGUGUGAGAACCGAAGGACCUGGGAGGGGGGGGGGGCGAGAAAGAAGAAAAAGAUAUAGAAAAGAGGACAGGAAUCGGCCGACCCAAAUGAACACCUUAGCCUAGAAAUAAAGUUUUACCCGGAUGGAUGAACAGAGCCGCAGGUAUGGGCACCAGAGUCCCCAGUUAAACUCAGAGAACUGCACGGUCAGCACAAGCAGGGCCCCUGCGCACGCAGCGCAGCCCGCCAUAUAUCACUGCUCCUCCAUCCCGAGCCCAGAGAGCCGCGAGCUACGCUACGCUACGCUGUGCUGUGUGGGGGUUUUUUUUUCUUUUUCUUUCUUUCUUCUGUUGUUGCUACUCAGCACUUACAGCAUCGAUUAAAGCAACUGAUUACACGCAGUUAAUUCACCUGCCCUGGGUCGCCUGGGGCUGAACCAUUUGCCGGCCUUUUUGUCUGUUUGUUUUUGCUUUGUUUUGUUUUGUUUGUUUGUUUGUUUCUCCCGGUUUGGAGGCCAGUUGUAGACUAGUGCUAAUUCGGUUUCCCCCCCCCGGGUGCGUAGCCGAGAAUCGGCCGCUAUGCGCAGGUCCCAGCGGUCAGUGGUGAGGGCGACAUAGCUCCGGAGGUAAGACCGAUUGUCUGGCAGUCGGAGGGUUGCCAGUUCAAACCCCGCCCUGGGCGUGUCGAAGUGUCCUUGAGCAAGACACCUAACUCCUAACUGCUCUGGCGAAUGAGAGGCAGCAACUGUAAAGUGCUUUGGAUAAGAGCGCUAUAUAAAUGCAGUUCAUCUACCUAGUGCUAAUUCG
Molecule: messenger RNA, 2228 nt
Organism: Anguilla rostrata (American eel)
Lineage: Eukaryota; Metazoa; Chordata; Actinopteri; Anguilliformes; Anguillidae
Gene: rem2
Product: RAS (RAD and GEM)-like GTP binding 2
Exons: 5
Coding region: 410-1270 (286 amino acids)
Cellular component (GO): plasma membrane
Molecular function (GO): GTP binding; GTPase activity; calcium channel regulator activity
Source: RefSeq, a predicted model, not a curated record